Molecule: messenger RNA, 1782 nt
Organism: Budorcas taxicolor (takin)
Lineage: Eukaryota; Metazoa; Chordata; Mammalia; Artiodactyla; Bovidae
Product: craniofacial development protein 2-like
Molecular function (GO): catalytic activity
Source: RefSeq, a predicted model, not a curated record
AUGGGUGAAUUUAAAUCAGAUGACUACAGUCAACAAAAACAAGACCAGGACUUUGCCGUUGGAGAGUGUCAUGAAGAUGCUGUAAAUGAAUUAGUGAAGGAAGGUGAAAUGGGCGCUGAAGAGGAGACACAGAAAACCGAAGGGACAAAAAGAAAGGCUGAGAACGUUCUGGCCAGGAAGAGAAAACACAGUGGCCUCUCACCACAACACGAGGACGAGGAGGAUGCCAACAGGGAAUUUGGAGGGAGUAUUAGUGAGAAGGAAGAUGCAGCUGCAGAGCAGGAAAAAGGCACCAAGUCAGAGGAUGCUAGGGAAGAGGAGGAGGAGGAGGAAAUGUUGGCCAGCUCCCUCAGUGACAUAGAACCAAAAUCAGAAGUCCCUCUGAGUACACAAGUUAAAACAGGAGAGGAGAAUAAAGAGAUGGCUUCAAGUAAAGUGAGAAGAAGCGAAGAACAAGAGAAACCUAAAGAACGAGAAGAAGUUAAAGUCACCAAGGUGUUUGAUGUUGCUGGUGAAAAAGUCAGGUUUUUCAGGAGACAGGGAAGGCCUGGUAUGUCCCCAGAUCAUGAGCCUCCCAGAUCAAAAGGUGGCCAACAUGCCACUGAGAAAGAGCAGAGGUCAAUUACUAAUACUUCGAGUAAGGAUGAAUCGACUAAGCGAAAGUGGAAACGACAUUCAAAUGUGGUCGUGACUGGUGAAGAAAGUGAACUCCGAUGCUGUAAAGAAGAAUAUUGCAUAGGAACCUGCAAUGUUAGAUCUAUGAAUCCAGGUAAAUUGGAUGUGGUGAAGCACGAGAUGGAAAUAAUAAACAUCGAUAUCUUAGGAAUCAGUGAACUAAAAUGGAUGGGAAUGGGCGAAUUGAAUUCAGAUGACCAUUAUAUCUAUCACUGUGGGCAACAGUCUCUUAGAAGAAACGGAGUAGCUAUCAUAGUUAACAAAAGAGUCCAAAAUACAGUAAUUGGGUGCAAUCUGAAAAAUGACAGAAUGGUUUCAGUUCGUUUCCAGGGCAAACCAUUCAACCUCACGGUAACCCAAGUCUAUGCCCCAACUCCCUAUGCUCCAGAACCUGAAAUUUACCGGUUCUAUGAAGACCUACAACACCUCUUGGAAAUAACACCGAAAAUAGAUGUCCUUUUCAUCAGAGGGGAUUGGAAUGCAAAAGUAGGAAGUCAAGAGAUACCCAGAAUAACAGGAAAAUUUGGCCUCGGGGUACAGAAUGAAGCAGGGUGAAGGCUAAUAGAGGUUUGUUACCAGAACAGGCUGGUCAUAGCAAACACCCUUUUCCAACAACACGAGAGACGUCUGUACACAUGGACAUCACCAGAUGGUCAAUACCGAGAUCAGAUUGAUUAUAUUAUUUGUCGCCAAAGAUGGAGAAGCUCUGUACAGUCAGCAAAAACAAGACCUGGAGCUGACUGUGGCUCAGAUCAUAAGGCCCUUAUUGCAAAGUUCAGGCUUAAGUUGAAGAUAAUGCCGAAAAUGACUUGGCUAUUCAGGGGGAGUAAUGAAGUGGGUGAGACCUCUCAAGAGGCAAAAUCCGUAUUCAAGCAAACUGCAAAGGGCAAACCUCAGGCUAAUGUCCCUUCAAAUGUGUCAUCAGUUCCUGGUGGAUCAGGGGUUUCUAAGGAAGUGGGUGAAACAUCUCAAGAAGGGAAAUCCGUCUUCAAGCAAAAUGAGAAAGAAGAACCUCAGUGCAGUGUCCCUUCGGCAGUGCCAUCACUUCCUGCUGGGUCAAGGCCUGAAAACUGUGACCUUCAGAAGAACCAGGAUUGCAGCAAUUAA